Messenger RNA from Anneissia japonica, 4637 nucleotides. Its product is annotated as sodium bicarbonate transporter-like protein 11. Gene Ontology annotation, cellular component: plasma membrane; basolateral plasma membrane. The record is from RefSeq and is a predicted model, not a curated record. Gene Ontology annotation, molecular function: solute:inorganic anion antiporter activity. Gene Ontology annotation, biological process: monoatomic ion homeostasis; transmembrane transport; monoatomic anion transport. NCBI's taxonomy places the organism in Eukaryota, Metazoa, Echinodermata, Crinoidea, Comatulida, Comatulidae.
GUUUGUGUUGCCGGUUUAUUUUUUGCUCAACCAGCGUUGGAGAUCGUGAUAUGUACGUUGGCUCCUGAAGGUUGCCGGUAGUGAGAAAGAAUCUAAUGAAAGCAGUAGGUAUUCAUCGAAGUAGUCAAAUUUGUUUCAACUAUGAAUAGCAAAGUUUCCAAUGGUCUGUCUCCGACGGUAUCCUUCAGCUUCGACGAGGUGGAGAAGCUCAAUCCUACAGAUGAUUGUGAAACUGUAUGCCUACCGAUGACCAGCCUGGAGGCAGCAAAGGCCAUUGAGGCAGAUAGCAAUGGUAACACAGGUAAUGGAACCAGCAAUGGAAAGCAUCCCACCUUGGAUUAUGACCGUAUUCAUUGCCAGAUUGAUUCCACAGAUACUGACAACGAAGAAGUGACGUUAAUGUACUGUCAACAUGAGCGAUUGUCUAUGAAAGAUUUUCAGACUGAGGUGCGUGCUGCACAAGAUAUAGAGACAUUCGCUAAACAGGCUACAUUGAUCUUGGACAUGAACGAAACUAGCAUGGAACAUAUCUUUGUUAAAUUACUCAAAAAGAUUCUGAACGGCCGUGAAGGGACGGACGAUAUUGUCAAGGAAGCCAAGUCCGCAUUGUUCACACAGGAUUCUGUGCAUAAAUUAUCAAAGACGAUACAGUCAACUAGCGUGACUGAAGGUGGCGGCAUGGAUUACGACCAGUCCUGGAUAUGUGCACUAUGCAGCCUUCCAUCCCUUCAACGUCGUCACAUUGGUAUUGCAAGAUUAAAGCAUGCGGCCAACAUGGGCACGAACAGUCAGGAAAUCCACUUUGUCAUUUUGAUUCUGUCACCGUUAAAAGAAAAAGGAACAAAGAAUGCGCUUGAGACAGGUAGAACGUUCUCAACAAUAUUUGCAGACAUCGAUUACAGGCAGCAACUUCUAGAUGUGAAAACAGAGGAUGAGUUCCACCAGGUGUUACUAGCAAGUUGUAAAGACUUGCGCAACAUUCAUAGAAUACCCUCACGCUCUAGACUCAGGUCAACGACCUCAUUCGAUGAACCAGACAAUUUUCCAAACUGGUAUGUUGGACGCGGUUUGCGGAGUGAUAUUACACGACGUCUGCCGUACUAUUGGUCGGAUUUCAAGGAUGGCUUUGUGGGCCAUAAGACACUGCAGAAGAUGAUUGCAGCAACAAUCUUCCUUUAUUUUGCUUGUAUUUUGCCUUCAAUUGCUUUUGGUGUGCUUAACGACAAAAACACAAAGGGUGCUAUCGAUGUGCAAAAGGUGAUAUUUGCACAGAUGUUUGGAGGGAUAGUGUUUGCGUUUCUCGGUGGUCAGCCUUUGAUAGUCUUGUUAACUACGGCUCCUCUUACCUUAUACAUCAAAGUUAUCUACAGUAUUUGUGAGGAUCUUGAGUUGAACUUCUUUGCUAUGUAUGCAUGUGUAGGCCUAUGGAAUGCCUUCUUCUUGGUCGUCUACUCUGUCGUGGAUGCUAGUCUACUUAUAAAGUGGUCCACCAGGUCUACAGAGGAGAUAUUUUCCUUGUUUAUAUCAGUGGCAUUUAGUGUGGAUGCCAUUAAAGACUUAGCUGGUAUGGAAGCAUUGCCUUACCAUGACAGCCAGCUAUUUGUGCUAGCCCCACUGGAGACCCUGCCUAUCGGUGCAUGGUUUGGUGCAAUGGGCCUAGGAUUCUGCCUUUCCCUACUAUUCUUUAUGGAUCAAAAUAUCUCUAGUGCUAUGGUGAAUAAUCCUGCUAACAAGCUUAAGAAAGGCUCAGCAUACCACUUGGAUUUAUUUGUUGUGGCAUUGUUGAAUGCUAUGUUGUCAAUAUUUGGUUUACCAUGGGUUCACGCAGCACUACCUCACUCUCCACUACAUGUCAAAGCCCUUGCUGAUGUAGAAGAAAGGGUGGAUCAGGGACAUGUCUACAACAUUAUUGUACGAGUACGAGAAACCCGUGUCACCAGUUUAUUCUCGCAUAUCCUGAUUGGAUUGUCAUUGUUUAUGCUUCCCAACCCACUUCAGUAUAUUCCGAAACCUGUUCUUUAUGGAUUGUUCCUUUACCUAGCUUUUACUGCUCUCGAUGGCAAUCAAAUGUUUGAACGUAUGAAACUUUUGAUCACUGAACAAGCUGCGUAUCCACCAAAUCAUUAUGUGAGGAGAGUACCACAGCGUAAAAUGCACACAUUUACCUUUGUUCAGCUUAUCCAACUGAUUGUCCUGUGUUCUUUUGGCUUUGUUCCCUAUCCCUAUCUGAAGAUGACAUUCCCCGUCCUUAUCCUGAUUUUGCUGCCAAUCAGGCACAAAUUAGUUCCAAAAAUCAUAGACCCGAAGUACAUUGCAGCUUUGGACCGUAGCCAUUAGCCAGCCUAUUGGAAUGCACAUAUCAACCUCAGAUGGAAUAUAUUGGGCCAAGAGCACAAAAUCAACUAAGUAACUCUUGUUUUGGCUUUGUGAUGCAUCUUCUGAGCCACUACAGUUAAAAAUGAUAACUGCAAGUCCUAGCACUUUGGUUUAGUUGACUAGAAGUUGUCUCAAAACCAUUGAUAUCAUCAGAUAUGUUAAAGCUGAAGGUAUGGAAGCAUCUGAUAUGGGAACGGUGUUUAUUAUUGUUUCAUUGAUCAUUAAAUGCAUCAAUGCGCCCAACGUUUAGCAUCAUUAAACUAGCAAUGGAUAUACAAGACUUAGUACAGGAUAGAAUAUUCUUUAUAUCGUGGAAAAUUUAAAUCUGGGCAAGAAGGUCUGUAAACCAACGCCGAUGUGAACGCUGUAGUUAGCUGCGCCCCUUACUUAACUUACCCCUCAGCCACAAGACGUGCCCAAGUUUGAAGAUAAUCCCCAUCUCUUCUUCUGUAGAAUUCCCUAUACCAUCAUAGCUUUCCUGCCUGCAGACUGAGCUCUCAUGCAUCAAGUAAUCCCAAGGAUACAACAGAAAAUAUAUUCAGGAUGAUGUACAUUGUAGAUACAAGAAAAAUUGUGUAAAACCUCUGUGCAAAAGAAACACAAUUUUACGUUCACUCACUUUUCUUCACUUUCUUGCACCAUUAAUAAGGUUCAGUAGAAACAGAAGAGUAAAAUACAAUGUAUAUACAAAGAUUAAUAUAUAAUUGGAUUUUAUAUUUAAAAAAAAGUGAUUUAAGAAGUGAAUAUUUAAAUUUUAUUAAAUCACUUAAAAAUAUUUUUUUUAAAUAAAUGAAAUGCAGUAUCUGCUACUUGUUGUGUUUAUGCAAAUAUUGAAAUAAUGAAAAUCGAAGUCAUACGUGUGGUGAGGUCAAAAAAAAAAAAAAAUUUUGUUUUGCCCUUUGCGACCGACCGAAUAUCACAACAAUUUUUUUUUGGCCUUAUGUUAAUACUUCCAGUCUCCGUUAUUUUAUUCCCGGUGCAAGAGUUUUUACCAUAAGCUAUUUUCCAUCUUCCAACUUUUUUCAUUAUCUUUCCCUGCUAUUUUAUUUGGUCAAUUGUGUGCUGGUAUCAGUUUUGAAGACCAUGAAUGUUUUUUGUUUGGCAUAAUUAUAUAAUUAAGUUGCCUUUCUCUGUCAGUCGUUCAUGCAAUAUAUUUCCAGGACUAGAUAACAGUAGUAGCAAAAUGUUGAUUUUGUUCAAUUAAUAACAGUUUAACAAAUUAUUUUUUUAUAGUAUAUUCUAUACAGAAAGCAUUAAUAAUCAGUUAUUGUUAUCGUUAUUAGAGGUACAGUAUUAUCUAUGAAUGUUUGUAUGUGUAAUAUGACUGUUGUAUUUAUGAAUGUUUUAAAAGGAUAUUUUGAAUAUUAUGGUUAAUAUAUGAAUUACAACCAAGCUAAUGGUAAUUCCAAAGAGAGGGAAAACAAUAUUAAAUAGGAUUAUAAAAUAGAUAAAUACUGUAUUUUAAAAUUGAACACAGGAAAUUUUUGAUGAUGUCCAAAGAUAAUUUUCUCCAAUAUGAGGCAUUAUUUAUUCUCUUUUGUGGUGAUUUGUGGUCUAAAUGAUAUCAGUUUUUUAUGUGUUAUUUAACAGGGUAAAGUACAGUUGUACUAGUUUGCUUUUUGCUAGUACUAUACUGUGUUUCUUAUUUCAUAAUGCAAUAAGGUUGGUUGGAUUUAACUGUUUAUGGAAAUAUAGUAGUUAAUAUGCUUUCUUUUUUCAACCUUGAUUUAAAUCAAAGUGCUCUUAAAUUCCUAAAUUAAAAGUUAAAAGGGAGAUUUUAUCACUCACAUAAUGGUGAAUUGAACUUAUUAUAGUAUGUCUAUACUUUGGAGAGAUGUAUAUACGGUACUGUAUAUUCUUCAGUGAACUUUCAACUACUAUUGGUCUUAACAUCCAGAAGGUCUUGUUUGUUAUUGUGUGAUUGUUGCAGGAACAUUGUUGUGUUCUCAAAACAUAUUUUGAUUGAUUUAAGCUACUUCAAAGUUGUUAAUUCUAAUGAUUUCAUUUGUGGUUGUUCCCAACAGCGGCAGUGCCAGCCACGUUGUUUUGGGUGGGGUGGUCGGAGGGGAUUUCAAGCCCCUCUUAUUUACUGGGGUAAUAAUACAGUAUCUAUAUUUUGGAGAUACCGUAUAUAUAUACAGUACUGUAUAUUCUGAAGUGUGCUUUUCAAAAUCCAGAAGUUCUUGUUUGUUAUUGUAUGAUUGUGUGAUGCAAGUUUGUUGUGUUCAAAAUAAAAGUUGAUUGGGCUGAGCUACAUCAAA